AUGGGCGAUUUCAUCGAUGCCCACUCGCGCGACAAGAAACCCCUCAACCUCCUCCGCGGCUGGCCGCACCCAUCACUCCUCCCGACGCCCGCCAUCGCCAGCGCCGCGCAGACCGUUCUGUCCGACCCUGCCAUCUCAAUCCCCGGGCUCCUCUACGGACCCGAUCCCGGGUACCAGCCUCUGCGGGAGGAAAUCGCCCGGUGGCUGAGCGGCUUCUACGGCGGGCAGGCGGAUGCAGAGCGCAUAUGUGUCACGGGGGGCGCGAGCAGAACCUGGCGUGUGUUUUCGGAUCCGCUGUUCACGAGGGUGUGGAUGGUUGCGCCGAGUUAUUUUUUGGCGUGUCGGAUUUUCGAUGAUGCGGGGUUGGUUACGGGGGCUGUGGGGGAGGGGGAUGAGGGGGUGGAUUUGGAGGGGUUGGAGGCCAGUUUGAGGGAUGCGGAGAGGGAUGAGGGGGUUAGGAAAAUCAAGCUCGCCAAACCCUGGUCGAAGAUCUAUCGACAUAUCAUCUACUGCGUGCCAACCUUCUCCAACCCAUCAGGCAAGACCAUGUCCCUAUCAUGCCGACAAAAGCUCGUCAGACUGGCCCGCAAAUACGACGCCCUAAUCAUCACAGACGACGUCUACGAUUUCCUCCUGUGGCCCACAUCCAAAAGCUCCUCAACAUCGUCAGCUACUGCCCUCAUGCCCCGUCUAGUUGACAUAGACCGCACCAUGGAGCCCGUACCCAGCUCGCACAGUUUCGGAAACGCCAUGUCCAACGGCUCGUUCUCGAAGAUCGCAGGCCCCGGUUUACGUACCGGCUGGGCGGAUGCCACGCCAAUAUUCACGUAUGGUUUGUCACAGUGUGGUUCAUCUCGCUCAGGAGGCGCACCGAGUCAGUCGACAGCCACCAUGGUGUGCGAGCUAUUGAAAUCCGGGGCCGUGGGAAAGCAUAUCUCGCAGGUCUUGAUCCCAGCUUACAGGAAGCGGUACGAGAUUAUGAUGGCAGCGAUACAGCAGUUCUUACUCCCCGUCGGCGUCACGGUUGGCGAAGUGAGUUUCGGGGAGCAGGAGAUAUUCGGCGGGUUCUUUAUCUGGAUUGAGCUGCCGAAGAGCAUGAGCGCUGAAGAGGUCUGUUCGACAGCCAAGGAGCGCGAGAAUCUGAUCGUGGCUCCGGGCCGCCUCUUCGAGGUCUCGGGCGAUGCUAGUGUCAGGUUCGAGACCUCCCUCAGGCUGUGCUUUGCAUGGGAGGAAGCGGAAGAUCUGGAAGAUGGAAUCAGGAGGUUGGGAAAGGUCAUCAGGGACGUGGGAGAAGGCAAGUCGAUAGCUUCGAGGCAUGCUGGGAAGGAAAUCAAAAAUGACUUGGGGGAGUUUAGGUAA
Messenger RNA from Lachnellula hyalina, 1359 nucleotides. RefSeq lists its product as uncharacterized. The record is from RefSeq and is a predicted model, not a curated record. Gene Ontology annotation, biological process: biosynthetic process. Gene Ontology annotation, molecular function: L-2-aminoadipate:2-oxoglutarate transaminase activity; pyridoxal phosphate binding. The transcript is spliced from 3 exons. Lineage: Eukaryota; Fungi; Ascomycota; Leotiomycetes; Helotiales; Lachnaceae. The coding region runs from base 1 to 1359 and encodes 452 amino acids.